Molecule: messenger RNA, 2643 nt
Organism: Abrus precatorius (Indian licorice)
Lineage: Eukaryota; Viridiplantae; Streptophyta; Magnoliopsida; Fabales; Fabaceae
Product: copper methylamine oxidase-like
Exons: 12
Coding region: 179-2452 (757 amino acids)
Biological process (GO): amine metabolic process
Molecular function (GO): quinone binding; primary methylamine oxidase activity; copper ion binding
Source: RefSeq, a predicted model, not a curated record
UUUAUAUACAUAUUUUAAUUAAUCGUGCGAGUCCAUCUUGGUGGUGAGUUGCGGUUGUUACCAGUGGUGGUGGCGGCGCGGUGGCAGCGAAAAGUGAAAACAAGUGGCAGUGUUGCUGUAUGUUGUCAGUGAAAUAUUACAGUGGAAUUUACUACGCUGAGCUCGCUAAUCCCUUGCAAUGGCCACAGUUCAGGAAAAAGCGACGCCAUGUUGCGUCGCAGAAAAUAACAAGAACACAACUUCUUCUGCUGCACCCCAACCCCGACCCUCUGUCGCUACCUUCAUUUCCACCGUCGAUUCCCCACCUGGUCUUCCUCCCAAAACCGCUUCUACCAAAGGUAUCACAGUGAUGGUAAGAGCUCAAACUAGCCAUCCCUUGGAUCCACUAUCCGCUGCUGAAAUAUCAGUAGCUGUAGCAACUGUUCGAGCAGCUGGGGCAACACCUGAGUUGAGGGAUAGCAUGCGGUUUAUUGAAGUAGACUUGGUAGAACCAGAAAAGCAAGUUGUUGCAUUAGCAGAUGCAUAUUUCUUCCCUCCUUUCCAACCAUCACUGCUACCCAGAACAAAGGGUGGACCUGUGAUUCCAACAAAACUUCCUCCAAGGAAAGCAAGACUAGUUGUUUACAAUAAAAGGUCGAAUGAGACGAGUAUAUGGAUAGUUGAACUCACAGAAGUUCAUGCAACAACUCGAGGUGGACACCACAGAGGCAAAGUUAUUUCAUCUACAGUUGUUCCAGACGUUCAACCCCCAAUGGAUGCUGUGGAAUAUGCUGAAUGUGAAUCUGUUGUAAAGGACUUCCCUCCAUUUCGUGAAGCAAUGAAGAAGAGAGGGAUUGAGGAUAUGGAUCUCGUGAUGGUGGAUCCUUGGUGUGCUGGAUAUCACAGUGAAGUUGAUGCUCCAAGCCGUAGACUUGCAAAACCACUAAUCUUUUGUAGGACUGAGAGUGAUUGCCCUAUGGAAAAUGGUUAUGCACGUCCUGUUGAAGGAAUCCAUGUACUUGUUGACAUGCAAAACAUGGUUGUUCUUGAGUUUGAAGAUCGUAAACUUAUCCCCCUACCACCUGCUGAUCCGCUAAGAAAUUAUACUUCUGGUGAAACCCGGGGAGGAGUUGACCGAAGUGAUGUGAAACCCUUACACAUUAUUCAGCCUGAUGGUUCAAGUUUUCGUGUCAAAGGGCACUUCAUUGAAUGGCAGAAGUGGAACUUUCGCAUUGGAUUCACUCCUAGGGAGGGUUUAGUUAUUUUUUCAGUAGCCUAUAUUGAUGGAAGUCGGGGGCGAAGACCAGUGGCUCAUAGAUUGAGUUUUGUUGAGAUGGUGGUCCCUUAUGGAGAUCCUAAUGAUCCUCACUAUAGGAAAAAUGCUUUUGAUGCUGGGGAAGAUGGCUUGGGGAAAAAUGCUCAUUCUCUCAAGAAGGGUUGUGAUUGUUUAGGCUAUAUCAAGUACUUUGAUGCACACUUCACAAACUUCUAUGGAGGUGUUGAAACAAUUGAGAAUUGUGUUUGCUUGCAUGAGGAAGAUCAUGGUAUUUUAUGGAAGCAUCAAGAUUGGAGAACAGGUUUGGCUGAAGUUCGACGGUCUAGAAGGUUGACAGUAUCUUUUGUAUGCACUGUUGCUAACUAUGAGUAUGGAUUUUUCUGGCACUUUUAUCAGGAUGGGAAAAUAGAAGCUGAGGUCAAACUCACAGGAAUUCUGAGUUUAGGAGCAUUGCAACCAGGUGAAACUCGAAAAUAUGGCACAACUAUUGCACCUGGAUUAUACGCACCUGUCCACCAACACUUUUUUGUUGCUCGUAUGGACAUGGCGGUAGAUUGCAAGCCUGGUGAAGCAUUUAAUCAGGUUGUUGAGGUGAAUGUCAAAGUUGAAGAGCCAGGAGAUAAUAAUGUUCACAACAAUGCGUUUUAUGCUGAGGAAAAACUGCUUAAAUCAGAAUUGGAAGCAAAGCGUGAUUGUGACCCUUUAUCUGCUCGUCACUGGAUUGUUAGGAACACAAGGACUGUAAACAGAACUGGGCACCUAACUGGAUACAAGUUAGUGCCUGGCUCAAACUGCUUACCUUUAGCCGGCUCAGAGGCCAAGUUUUUGAGAAGAGCUGCUUUCUUGAAACACAAUCUUUGGGUCACUCCUUAUGCACGUGAUGAAAUGCAUCCCGGUGGAGAGUUCCCUAAUCAAAAUCCACGCGUUGGAGAGGGUUUGGCUACUUGGGUUAAGCAAAAUCGACCCCUCGAGGAAGCUGAUAUAGUUCUUUGGUACGUAUUUGGAGUAACCCACAUUCCUCGAUUGGAGGACUGGCCUGUUAUGCCGGUGGAACGCAUUGGAUUCAUGCUUAUGCCACAUGGCUUUUUCAAUUGCUCGCCAGCGGUAGAUGUUCCCCCAAACCCAAGUGAUUUGGAUGAUAAGGAGAAUGGCGUGCCUGCCAAGCCUAUUCAGAAUGGGCUAAUUGCUAAGCUCUGAAAGGAUCAUAAGCCUCCACAUUCAGGCUCGAUUUGCCUCUUUGCUUUGUUAUGUUCAAAUAAUUUAAUAUUCGCUACUACUGCUUGUUAAUUAAUCAAUAGUCGUGUCCAAUAAUAAACUGUCUAUUGUAUCAUUUGUGUGUAAACUUGUUAUAUGGCGCAUGGUAACUUAAUGACAUUGGAUUUUAUAUU